This is a messenger RNA of Aspergillus saccharolyticus JOP 1030-1, 1829 nucleotides long. Its product is annotated as Paf1-complex subunit LEO1. The coding region runs from base 227 to 1600 and encodes 457 amino acids. Gene Ontology annotation, molecular function: RNA polymerase II C-terminal domain phosphoserine binding. Gene Ontology annotation, biological process: transcription elongation by RNA polymerase II; positive regulation of transcription elongation by RNA polymerase II. Lineage: Eukaryota; Fungi; Ascomycota; Eurotiomycetes; Eurotiales; Aspergillaceae. Gene Ontology annotation, cellular component: nucleus; Cdc73/Paf1 complex. The transcript has 3 exons. The record is from RefSeq and is a predicted model, not a curated record.
AGCAUCAUCAUCUCCGAUCAUUGAAAUUGAAUUAACCACGAACGGCCCCGGCUUUAUUCUCCGGUCCAAAAAAACUUUCCAGCUUUUACUGGAGUACUUUCGUCUUCUACUACUCUGAUAGGUACUCAAUUGCAGAAACGCGCCUAUACACAAGCUCUGCUUAGCAGCGAUCCUCUUGCUUUCGGCCACUGGCUGCCGACACGAGAACUUGAAUUAGCACAUCGACAUGUCCUCUUCCGACGAGGACAUUGUCCGUCGCCCCGGACGAGGUGCAGGAGGCGCUCCUGGGAGCCCGUCGGGCAGCGAGCUCGGUUCCGAUGCGGGCAAUAUGAACACUUACGACGACGCUGACCUUUUCGGCUCAGAUGCCUCAGAUGGAGGCUUCGGUGAUGGUGGUGGUGGUGAUGAUGACAAUGACCAACAGCCUGAACGAACCCUCGACGACGAAGAGCUCGACUCGGGAGACGACGUGGAUCGCUAUGAUCGCGCCGGAGAGCGCAUGGACUACGAAGAUGGGGGCGAAGAACAAUUUCAGGAAACGGUGAACAUCAUGGAUUUGACGCUGAGCCGCGCCCCGGAACCCUUGUCCUCCAAUGGCGAGAUCUACACCAUGCCCGUCCCUGCUUUUCUGUCGGUGGAGACCGAGGAGUUCAACCCGGAAACAUACGUUGCGCCUCCCUUCGCGACCGCCGCUACUUCGCUUUGCUGGAGACACGAUCCUCAGGACGAGUCUCUCCUCCAAUCCAACGCUCGCAUCAUCCGCUGGGAGGAUGGGUCGAUGACUCUGCAGCUUGCCUCGGCGCCGAAAGAGCAAUACCGGAUCUCAACGAAGCCGCUUGCGCCGCUCAACAAAGCCGGUGAAUACGAUGUCAAGCUCGAUUCGCACGUCUACCUGGGUGCCGCCGCGGAGGCUUCCUCCGUGUUCCGACUCACCUCCCACCUCACCCAUGGCCUCACAGUGUACCCGACGACGAUGGAGACGGACGAUGCGGUGCAGCGCCUCCAGGAGUCGCUGGCCGCGGCCGCUCGCAGCGGCAAGAAAACGCUGGACGGCUCGGCGCCUGUCAUUGAAGUCAAGGAGGAUCCCGAGCUGGCCAAGCGGCAGGCCGAGAUGGCCGAGCGGGAGAAGCUCAAGGCGGCGCGUCGGCGCCAACAGCUGGCUGACCGGGAGCUUGACCGUGGUCGUCGGGCUGGAUUCGGCCACCGCACUGGAGGCGGCGGGCUCACCGUGGGCGGCUUGGAAGACGAUGAUGGUCUGAUGACGACCCGGCCUCGCGCCAAGAAAGCGCGGAAGCCUAAUCGCCGCGGCGAAAUCUACACCGAUGACGAGGAGGACUAUGACCGCCGUGGACGCACCCGCGAGGACGAGUACGACGAAGACGAUGGCUUCCUGGUCGGCAGUGACGAGGAGCCCGAGAUCGUGGACGAUGACGACGAUGAAGACAUCCUCGAAGACGAGGACAUGGAUGCCGAGGGUGACGACGAUGAUGCUCCGCCCGCCAGACCCCGCCACAAACGCCCUUCGCCUGAUGCCAGUGCCAAUACUCCCCCGACGCGGAAGAAGAAUCGGUAUAUCGUGGAUGAUGACGACGAGGAGUAAUGGCUCCAGUUCCCUCAGCGUCCUCAUGAUGUCAUCUUUUUUUUCUUCUCAGAUUUUGCAUCCAUCAACUCUGCUUGCAUAUGCUAAUGACUUGUAACUAUUAUAUCAUAUCUCUGGAUACUUCAUCGGCGUACGACUGGUCAUAUUUGCCUGGGUUUCCUUCUUCUUCUCCUUCUUCCUCUUGAUUUUAACUCAACAUGACAAAUCCAUAAAAGAAGAAAUGUGCUUG